This is a messenger RNA of Hibiscus syriacus, 762 nucleotides long. RefSeq names its product casein kinase II subunit alpha-4, chloroplastic-like. Gene Ontology annotation, cellular component: nucleus; cytosol; protein kinase CK2 complex. The record is from RefSeq and is a predicted model, not a curated record. Gene Ontology annotation, biological process: protein phosphorylation. Lineage: Eukaryota; Viridiplantae; Streptophyta; Magnoliopsida; Malvales; Malvaceae. The coding region runs from base 1 to 762 and encodes 253 amino acids. Gene Ontology annotation, molecular function: ATP binding; protein serine/threonine kinase activity. The transcript has 4 exons.
AUGGUUUGCUUUAUUGACUCAUUUAUUGUGCAAGGCUUUCAACAGCCAGCUUUGGCGAUAUCUAUAAGUAAAGAGAUGAAAGCAGAAGAGUAUUCAUGGGCAGGAGGCCCUUCAAUUUCGCGACAUUCUCUCUUCGCCGCCACCUCCCUUUCUUCCCUCUCCUCCUCCGCUUCCCUUCCCUUUCUCCGAGGAAUCGCCUCCAAAACCACCUCCGCCACUCCCGUCUCUCAACAACAACAGAAGAAGAGCGUCUGGUUAAAGGAGCUGAAAGAAGCCGAAACCCUGGCUCAGAAGAUCGGAAAAUCUAUUAGGCACCCUGGCGCUCCUUCGAAGUCUAGGGUUUACGCCGAUGUCAACGUUAUUCGCCCAAAAGAAUAUUGGGACUACGAGACCCUCACUAUCCAAUGGGGCAGUGAACAGGAUGAUUAUGAGGUGGUGCGGAAAGUUGGGAGAGGGAAAUAUAGUGAGGUUUUUGAGGGGGUUCACUGCAACGAUAACGAGAAAUGCAUUAUCAAAAUUCUCAAACCAGUUAAGAAGAAGAAGAUUAAGAGGGAGACAAAAAUACUGCAGAAUCUUUGUGGAGGGCCAAAUAUUGUGAAGUUGCUGGAUAAAGUUAGGGAUCCACAAUCGAAGACUCCGAGUCUUAUAUUUGAAUAUGUGAAUAAUACUGAUUUUAAAGUGCUUUAUCCGACGCUGUCUGAUUACGAUAUUCGAUAUUAUAUCUAUGAACUUCUGAAGGCAAGUAAAUCAUUUACCUCCUGA